AUGAAAGAUCCUGAAGAUGGGGAUAAUGUAGAAAAAUACAGUGAUAACAACGAAGAACUGUCGGACGGAAAAGAACGAUGGUCUUGCCCAGCCUGUUGUAAACAGGGACGAGUUACCCGAAGCGGAUCCACCUCUUCCACAUGCGGUGCUCGUUCAGAAACCACUGCUCCUUUACAACCAGAUCAGUCUACCCCUACCGACACUCUCACCCUUAUACUUAACCAAUUCUCAACUAUGGCCAGUGACAUAAAGGAUAUUAAGAACUCUCAAUCUCAACUCAGAACUGAUGUUGCUUAUUGUAGAAACUUGCUACAGCAACAUUCGGACUCGAUCUCUCGGCAUGAUGACUUAAUAGCGGCCUCCGAGACCAACAUACAAAAUAUCCAGGUAUUUGGAAGUAGUAGCAAGGCCAUGUCUGAACAGAAAAAAAGAAAAGUAGAGACAAGUAAUGAUCCCAAUGUAUGGCUGAAGUGGUACCAUGAACUAAGUGAUGAAAGUGAUCUGAGUGAAAGCUCUAAGGAUGAAGAUGAAAGUGACAAAGAGGAAGAAAAUAUACUGACAGAGAGUGAGCAUAAUACAGAAUCGGAACAAGAGGUUGCGGAAAGUGAAGAAGUUGAAAGUGACGAAGACGUGCCUUUAGAUUCUUCUAGUUUCUACAUUGGGAAGGACAAAAUAACGAAAUGGAGAAAAGCGAAUCCUCCAAGAAAUGUGAAAACAAGGUCCCACGUCAAGAAUUUACAAGGGACAGAGAUGCAAGGAGUACUGAUGAGAUAG
Molecule: messenger RNA, 774 nt
Organism: Acanthoscelides obtectus
Lineage: Eukaryota; Metazoa; Arthropoda; Insecta; Coleoptera; Chrysomelidae
Source: the annotation of a GenBank genome assembly